CACUUUCCCUCCUCUUUAUCUCCGCAUGUCUUUUAUGUGGCCUUGUUGGUCGGGAGAGACAAUGGAGAAGAAGAUAAGGAAAGAGGCGGACCCUGUUCCGUGUACGUCCGUAACUCAGCGGACGUUAUCUUCAAAACUCUAUAUUUCUACAGGAAAAGGAAACCACAGAAAUCCCCAUACGACUUUGUAAAUGAAACAAGCAUUCAGAGGUCGGGAACAAAAAGGCCUCUUGUGUUUAAAGACAAUCUAAUGGAAACGACUGGCUCUAAGAAGUCGGGGUGAUUUGUGCGAUAAAAGACCUAUUUCUUGGUGUUCGCACUAGCGUAUUACAGAAAGGUGUAUAGUACGUUAAUUCAACCGCUGCAUAUACCAACUAUUCCAGGAAUACUCUGUAUCAUCGUUUCUACAUUAUACUCAUAUCGUCAGUUUUUAAUUUGCCCCGUUGUCAUAUAGAUCCGGUACUACUUACACAGAGAAAUAUCCAAACUGUAGAAAGGAAAGAAGGAAGAACCUCCAAUUAUUUCAUCGAGGCAAGUCAUAAAAGAUGAAUGAGUUGCCCAAAAAACAUGAAGGUGAAGGUCCACACGACCGGAAGGCAGAUAUAAUUUCCCGGAGAACCUCAUGGCGAGAAAAAACACGCAGAAUGAUAUUUCGAAUGGAAAUGACCACCUUCAGCGUGGUAAUUCUCGGUGUGGCUUACAUGUUCAUCGGUACAUCCUUUCAAACACAAGGGAACAUGCAGCAACUAGUGAUCAAGAGCAUCCAGGAGGAAGAUCCGGGCUUCAGGGGCUCCGGCUACAUCUCCCUGGCCGUCAUCUACGCCGUCUUCGCCACCUUCAACUGGCUGGCCCCGUCUUGCCUCAGCUUCCUGGGGCCCAAGCUCACCAUGAUCGUCGGGGGCGUCACCUACGUAAUAUUCAUCGCAUGUUUCCUUUGGCCUCAGACGUGGCUCCUAUACCUGACCUCGGUGCUUGUAGGCAUCGGGGCAGCCCUCCUCUGGACGGGUGAGGGCAACUACCUCGCUCUCAUGUCCGACCAAGACACCAUCGCGCGGAACUCUGGCAUCUUCUGGGCUCUGUUUCAAAGCAGCCUCCUCUUCGGAAACAUCUUCGUGUACUACAUGUUCAUGGGAAAGGACACCAUCGACAGCGGGACGCGCCUCGUGGUGUUCGCGGCGCUGACGGGGGUGGCGCUGAUCGGCCUGGGGAUCCUGCUGGCGCUGCCCAAGCCCGGCGCCGGCGGGAGCGGCCGCCAGGACGACAUGGGAGGGCCGCUCAACGUCCUCAAGAAAUCCUUCGAGCUCUUCAAGACGCGAGACAUGCUCCUGCUGUCGGUGACUUUCUUCUACACGGGUCUAGCCCUGUCCUUCUUGAGCGGCGUCUACAGCACCUGCGUUGGCUCCACACUAAGGUUCAGCGAUCCCGCCCGCCUCGUUGGCUUAUCUGGCAUGUGUCUCGGCAUCGGAGAAAUAUUAGGUGGUGCAAUUUUUGGCAUAUUUGCUGGCAAGACAGUUACAAAAGGAAGGGAUCCUAUUGUGCUCAUAGGAUUCCUAACACACCUGCUUGCCUUUUGCCUCAUCUUCCUAAAUCUUCCUACCAUGUGUCCUCUCGAUCGCACUUUUGACCCUAGUUUAUUCCCAGAAGGCCAGCCAAGCGAGUUUGUCGCCCUGUUCUGCAGCACUAUGCUGGGCUUCGGUGACGCCUGCUUCAACACACAGAUUUACUCCAUCCUCGGCUCCAUCUACCCGGACAACUCGGGCCCUGCUUUCGCUCUGUACAAGUUCACGCAGUCGCUAUCUACCGCUGCCUGCUUCUUCUAUUCAAGUGUGUUGGAACUAUACUCCCAACUUGAUAUCCUUACAACGUUCUGUAUGGCGGGCACCAUAACCUUCUGUAUAGUAGAGUGGAAAGUCCAACUCACUGCACCAUCAUCUCAACAAGGCUUGAAAAUAUAAAUAAAAAAUGCAUAACAAGGAACUGCGUGAUGUAUUUUGACAUGUUAGAGAACUGUGUAUCUUUCCAACAAUUAGACGUCACAAAUAUUUGA
This is a messenger RNA of Penaeus chinensis, 2046 nucleotides long. RefSeq names its product UNC93-like protein MFSD11. Lineage: Eukaryota; Metazoa; Arthropoda; Malacostraca; Decapoda; Penaeidae. The record is from RefSeq and is a predicted model, not a curated record.